AUGGAACGCCUAUCCGUCGACACAUCGCGAUCCAGCAUCGACAAUAAGCGAAACACAAAACGAAAUGCUCUGCGGGAAUUCUACAAACUACAACAACCCGCCGCGGACCCGGACUCCUCCCUCAUAGCGUCGUCUGUCAUUUCUUCUGCGCGAACCAGCAUCUCGGAUAUCACCAGCGUCGUUGGAGAAGAGGAUUUCGAGGCGGAGGAGCGACGGUUGGAGGCCAAGUUUGAAGCCGGCAGUUUUGAUGCCGAGGAGAUUGCCCGUGACAUUCUGUCGUCUCGCGGCAGCGGGUCCCGUGUGCUCAAGGACCUGCUCAAGAAGGAAAACUCGCUGCUUCAGAGCAUCCGGGUACUGCAGUCGGAACAAAAGGCGCUUGUCUAUAACAAUUAUUCCCGUCUGAUUGCCGUGAGCGAGACUCUGGCUAAAAUGAAGGACGGCAACCUCGACAAGAAGACGGACGAGAUUUCCAUUGUGAUUGGCGACGAGCAAGAGACGGCCCAGCCGAUCGAAAAGACCCGCGCAAAGCUGCCGGGACUGAUCCAGGAGAUUUCCACGGCGUCUCGAGACCUCAAAAUGGACGGAGUGGGGGACAAGGUCGGGGCCAAACAGGUGGCUCAGUGGCUCCUUAACACGCCAAAGGAGGUGGAGCAAUUGGAGGGACAGGAGAGAGACAAGAGGAUAGAUGAAAGUCUCAAGGUACUGGAAUUGUGGAUGGAGAGGAGUCGAGUGGGGGGGUUGGAGGAGUUGAAGGGGAGGAUCGAAGGGUUGAGACACUAG
Yarrowia lipolytica CLIB122 is the source of this 780-nucleotide messenger RNA. The record is from RefSeq and is a predicted model, not a curated record. NCBI's taxonomy places the organism in Eukaryota, Fungi, Ascomycota, Dipodascomycetes, Dipodascales.